GCCGGUGACGCGCCAAACCGGCUUUGACUCUCCCCGAACUCUGUCUCUGGGUAAACUGGAUUUGCAUUCCCAUUUGCAUUCUGCGGUUGUUCUUAUCAUCGCUUGAAUGAGGUUUCAGUUGUGGCCAAACUGUGGAGCAGGAAUGUUGGUGAAUGCCAAUUGGGUUUUGUCCGCUCUGUGGCUCUGCUGCAGGGGCUUCCCCCAGGUCGGGGCUCUUCCCUGCCGGACUCUGGCCUGGCGCAGCUUCGAGUGUCGUGAAUUAGCCAGUCUGCAGGAUCUGUCUGAUGUGGGGGCCGAGAACUGGCAUUCAUUGGCGGUGAGAAAUGAACGCACAGAACUGGCCCUAGACUCAGACACAAGCGUCGAGUAUUUGGCCAAUCUGGUCGAGUUGGAUCUAUCUGCAGUCCAACAACUGAAUCUACACACCCAGGGCUUCUCCCUUUUGCCCAAUCUGCGGCACUUAAACAUCAGCGGCUGCGGUCUGGGCGAGCUCCAUGGCAGCCAUUUUGCGGUUGAGUCAGCGCUGCAGCACCUCGAUGCCAGCCACAACCGCCUGGAGCUGCUCACAAAGGACGUCCUCGGCAAUCUGCGCAAAUUGAUUUAUGCCAAUUUCUCACACAAUGCCCUCACCGGCUGCGAGCUGCCCCACUUACCGCUGCUCAAUCGUCUGGAUCUUAGCCACAAUCGACUGGUUAAUGUCAGCUUCGGUGUCUGCCCCCAACUGCAGCAACUGUUGCUCCACGAGAAUCGCCUGGCACAGUUGGAUGUAAGUGCUUUUCGUGGUCUGCAUGGUCUGUUGGAGCUGCAGCUCAGUGGAAACCGAUUGAACUGUAUUGCCCAGGAAACGUUUCUGCCGCUCAACCAGCUGCGAGUGCUGAACCUUUCGCACAAUGCACUCGAUGCCCUGCGUCCCAGUGUCUUCGGAGCCGCCCAAAACUUUGUGCUGAAUCUGCAGCAGCUGGAUCUGGCUGGGAACCACAUACGACUGCUCUUUGACAACCAAUUCAGGGUGUUGCCUCGACUGCAGGCGUUGGAUUUGUCCAGGAAUAGCAUUGCCAGCCUGAGCAGCGGCCACUUUGUGGGUCUUGGAUCACUGCGCAAGCUGUAUCUGCAGUCCAACGAUAUACUAGAGAUCAAGCCAGGAGCAUUUGCGGCAUUGGCCAACCUGGACACUUUGGAUCUGUCGCGCAACAGCCUGGAGUACUUCGAGGAGCAGGCCUUUGGGGGCAACACAUUGACGCGAUUGCGCAAGCUCAACCUGAACGCCAAUCGUCUGAAGCUCCUGCAUCCGCUGGCCUUCUCCUCGCUACCCUUCCUGGAGUACCUGUCGCUGGGCCACAAUGAGCUGCGAUCCCUGGACGUGCGCAUGUUUGCACCCAUGCGGCAUCUGCAGAAACUCCAUCUCGGUCACAAUUUGCUGGAAGAGAUCGGCCCCGAUGUAAUGGACUGCCUGAGCAGCGUCAUGGAGCUACUUAUCGACAACAACAAACUCACUUUUCUGGUUGCUUUGAACGACACCUUUCCCAGUCUGAAUCGCAUUGCGAUCGAGGGGAAUCCCUGGCAGUGCACCUGCUUUGUGGAGCUCCAACAGUGGCUGACUUCCAAGAGGGUGACGUAUCUGCGGGAGAACACUGGCUACUACAAGGGAGAGCGUCCUCUCUGCGUCGUCACGGCGGUGGAUUACUGUAUCCAGAAUUUGCAGGCCGCACGCCGCCAGAAGAUUCACGCCGAUUUCGAGGUGGAGCAGGAGGACACAGAUGCCUUCGAUGAAGACGAUGCCAGUGCAGCAGUAGACUGAUAUUAAACAUAAGCGCAAAAUUGCCUACACAUGUGCUUACAUAUUCACAGAAAAAAAAAGAUAUUAAUUUUAAACAGCAUCCAUUUCUUGAACUAAACGACAAUUUCAUUAAGAAUGUUUUCAGACACAGAGGAUGUAUUGCGUGUAAUAGAUAUAUGUAUCAUUGUUCGGGCAUUGUAAUGUGUGUUUCCGGCGAUCGACUUUGUUUAAAUGUACAAAUUAGCAACUAAAACUCGAGUCGUUUAAGCGGUCUUGACGCGCAGGGCCAGAGCGCUCAGAUCGGCAAUGCACUUGUUGAGAGUCUCCUUCUCCUGCUGGGGCGAGAUGCUGGCCAGCACAUUGGUGGUGAUCCAGUUCACCAUGUGUUUCUGGUUAAGGCGACGCUCAACGUGACGGCACUCUACCUGGUAGUCCAAGCGACGCUUGACCUCGGAGUAGACGUUCAUGGCGCGCUCGCGGAAGGCGGCCUCCAACUGCAAGGCAAUGUUCUCCUUCUUGGCAUCCAUCA
Messenger RNA from Drosophila pseudoobscura, 2306 nucleotides. RefSeq names its product insulin-like growth factor-binding protein complex acid labile subunit. The record is from RefSeq and is a predicted model, not a curated record. Gene Ontology annotation, molecular function: protein binding. The transcript is spliced from 3 exons. The coding region runs from base 107 to 1798 and encodes 563 amino acids. NCBI's taxonomy places the organism in Eukaryota, Metazoa, Arthropoda, Insecta, Diptera, Drosophilidae.